AACGCAUAUUCCACAGAUUUGAAGCUCUGUUGAAAGUGUAGUUGCAAUGACAGCAAUUUCAGAUGAAGAAAAAAACUACAUUAUCAUUCAGGUCAUUUUGACAGGAAUUUCGCCAUUUGCUGUGCGUAAAGUAUUCGACAAAGAAUUUCAUCCUUCAUGCUUGAAACAAUUUAUCAGAAAAGAACUCCCAACGAUCUAUCAGCUGAGAAAAAAGGGAGUUUUAAAACAACCACAAAUCGAUCUUCUUGAUCCAAAAAAGGGCCAGGUACCUUCAUCAACACAGUUUGAUGUUUCGUUAAUGCUUUGUAUGUUGAAGAACUUUACAGAUAUUUGUGUUUAUGAAAAGACUCCGGAUCCGGAAGAUACAAGUGUUGCAGCUGAUCUCAGCAGAAUUAAGCAUUAUAGAAACGAUUUUGCUCACCUUAAUGAAAGUAUCUUAUCUGUAGAAUCUUUCAAUUUAAUUUGGACCGAUCUGACUGAGGCCAUUAGACGUUUAGGUGGAACAAAUUUGUUAAGAGAAUGCCACGAAGUGAGUAAAAAAAAUGGAGAGUUUAGAUGAAAGAAAUUAUAUUUGUGAGAUUUUCAGCGAGAUGCAAAGUAAUAGGAAGGAGAUACAAAGAUUAAAAGAAAAACACAGAUGGGAAAAAGAUUUAUUAAGAGCGGAAGAAGAGGAAAGAGCUCAAUUGCAGGAGUUAAACAUGCAUAAAUAUGACAUUGAGAAAAACAUUGAAAUUAAACGAAAUUGGAGGAAACAACUUCACAGUCAAAAGUUCAUUGAAUCGAAAGCAGCACUUAAUACCUUUGAGACAAUCCUACAUAACAGAUUUGUUGCAAUUUCUGGAGUGUCCGGAUCUGGUAAAUCAAGUGUGGCUCAAUUUAUAGCCUUGCGCAUGUCAGAAAGUCAUGGAUAUUUUGUCGUUUCCGAAUGGCCAUCGUUCUGUAGUGAUUUUCCUGCAAUGAAUAAUUAUGAAACAACCUGCCCCAAAAUUUUAUAUCUUUAUGACGAUUAUUUUGGAAAAUUUUCGAUCUCAGAUCAGGACCAGUUUGAAUUGAAUUUGAUGUUUGAUAGAAUGAAACGUAUAGCAGCAACUAACAUAAGGUGCAAGUUUUUAAUUACGUGUAGACCAAAUACAAUCAAUGUAAGCAACAUAAAGCACUAUCUUCCAUCUAUUGUAGAGUGUGAUUUGCACUCACCGGAAAUGUCAUUAUCAAGAGAAGAACGUCAAAAGAUCUUCGACUUAUAUAUCCCUGACAAUGAUGAGGUCAAUGGUUAUCAGAAUAACAAUUUUUUACUAAGUACAAAACAGCUACCAUUACUUUGCACGUUAUAUAGAAAACAAUUUUGUAACAGUAUAGAAGAUUUUUUCUUAAAUCCUGACAAAGUUUUAACAGAUAAAAUUAAUGAAAUGAGAGAAUCAGAGAACUUAUCAUAUAUCUGUUUCGCUCUCUUAUUAGUUGCAGGAGAACUCCAUAUAACAACAUUGAAGGAUGAAUAUACAAAUUCCGAGGGCUAUACUAUUUUACAGAGCGUCAUAGCAGAGUCAGGUUUUAAAUCAACACCGAAAAGUCGGAAGCUAUUACAGGCGGGAUUUGAAUCGAUAGAAGACACAUAUGUUAAAAGAGAAGGAAACAAAUGGUUGUUUAUACAUGACAAAAUACACGAAAAUGUUGUAUCGAAUAUCGGCACGAACUUUAUACGAAGCAUAUUAAAACACGCUAAAUAUUCAUUUAUUGAAGACCGAAUAAGACUAGAAUCCUAUAAAUGUGAGGACAGUAGCCCCAGUGCUGUUAUCAUUUUAAAUCAGACUUAUAAUGAACAACUCUUUAAAAGACUUUUAAAAGAAAUUUCGCGUCAAAAUAAAAACGUUUUUGUACACAUACAAAAUAGAAAUCCAGGGUUUAGAAAUGCCUUCAUAGAAUAUCUCAGAAUUCAUCUGACUGAAUUCUGCGUAGAAUAUUUCAAAACACCACUUUUCUUAUCGUCCAAUUUGGGUUAUGAUGACUUCGUCUUAUUCAUAGUUGAAAAAUGGAAAGAGCAAUCUAGACCUUCAUUAAUUUAUCGAAUAGAAUCACCAUUAUCUGCAGCAUGUUCAAUGGGACAUAUUAAUAUCGUUAAGAUUUUGAUUGAAUCAUCCACAGGAAUGGACUAUUUUAGUAGAUAUCCAACAUUUGCAAUUGACGUUGCUUGCAGAAAUGGAUACAGUAACAUUGUCGAGUUAUUACUUUCACAUGGUAUCUACUCAGAUCUUUCCACUGCCCUUCAAAAUGCAUGUCAAAACGGCCACAGUGAAAUAGUGAUACUUCUUCUGAAUAAAGAAACAUUCUAUAGUAACGGGCCUUUACUUAUUGCUUGUGAACAUGGACAUGACGAAAUUGUCAAGAUUUUACUGAAACACAAUUUUCCUGUCAGCAAUAAUGGUGACAUAAAUACACGUGAACCGUUAUACUAUGCUUCAAUGAAAGGACAUAUGAAUAUUGUUAAACUAUUAUUGAAAGCGGAGGCGAAAGUAAAAGAGCAUGAUAUCAGUGUUGCGGAGUGGAACGGCCAUGAAGAUAUUGCUGAAUAUUUACGAGGACAUAUGAAUCUGGUCAUUUAAAUACAGCGGAUAUUCUGUUAAGAACAUAUGAUUUGCUCAUUGUUAAAGGUCUUGCGGUAACCUAUUGAUGUUAAGUCAUUUGGUCUCCUGUGGACAGUUGUCUCAUUAACAAUAAUGCCAAAUAUUUUUUAUAUAUACAUAGCUCUGCUACUGUUAUUUGCCUAGCUUCAGCUACAAUGUAUGUUGUUUAAGAAAAAUAAUUAUCGUUUGACACAGAGCGUUGUUAUUUGACGAUAACAAGCCACUCGUAUCUUAAACGUCCCAUAGCGAAAUUCCAACAUCGUUAAAAUACACUCUUGGUAUGUUACAUAUGAUUUGUUUUCAAAUUGCAUAGUACUUUUUUUACAGUUGAAUUCCAAAUAUAAGUAUAUGCAGGUGUAAAUGUUAUUAUUAUUCAUACUGUAAAUUCUUGAAAGCUUUAUGAUAUAUAAACAAACACAAUCAAGUGUCUUGGGCUCGUCAAUUACUUAAGUGACGUUUAUGACAAAAUGCACAUCCGGUGCAGUAAAGAUUGCACCGUUAAUGUAACUAGUAGGAUGGAUGUUAUAUAUUUAUUCUAGGGGUAUAUAACUUAAACAAUAGCUAAGUAUUUUUGAACUGUCUCUUGUUUUUAUUUGGAAUACUAUACAGGGGCCGGAGGGAAUCAAAAAUAGGAAUCCCCUUCGUCUAAAGCUAUAUAUGAUUUCCUUGUUCAAAUUUUCCUU
Mytilus trossulus (common blue mussel) is the source of this 3301-nucleotide messenger RNA. RefSeq lists its product as uncharacterized. Bases 543 to 2597 code for a protein of 684 amino acids. NCBI's taxonomy places the organism in Eukaryota, Metazoa, Mollusca, Bivalvia, Mytilida, Mytilidae. The record is from RefSeq and is a predicted model, not a curated record. Gene Ontology annotation, molecular function: protein binding. The transcript is spliced from 4 exons.